This is a messenger RNA of Dermatophagoides farinae (American house dust mite), 2744 nucleotides long. Lineage: Eukaryota; Metazoa; Arthropoda; Arachnida; Sarcoptiformes; Pyroglyphidae. The record is from RefSeq and is a predicted model, not a curated record.
UUGAUUGUGUAUAUGUUUUUGGUGAACUUUCGCUUUUUUUUUCCCAUUACUUGCACUGAUCACGGUGUGUCUUCUUUGGUUCUCCUUCGUGUGUAUACACAUCAUUUUUGUUAUUUUUUUUCGUUUUUGUGGCCGAUUUUAGCUGAUGUUUUUUUUGAUGCUCUCGAGUUGCGUAUUCGAUCAAUUUUUUUUUCGGACCAAUGUUCUGGUUCUUAUAUUUUUAAUAGAAAAAUUCUUCUAAAGUAAUUUUUUUGGCAUUUUUUUGAUCAUCUGUUGUUUUUGGAUCAUCAUUCGAAUUUUGGCCAUCAUCAUAUUAUAUAUUUUGAAUCAAGUUUGAUUAUAUAUUGAACAUUUAUUUUCAAUUCGCGAUAAAUUUCCGAAUUGUAACCCUAAAAACUGUGGCUAAUGCACGUGGGUUUUUGAAUUCUCUCAAACACCAUUAUAAUAUGGUACAAUCGACUAUUGGACUCGAUUGCGACGAUUCUCACAAUUUUUCGAUUUGAUCAUGUCCACAUUCCAUGUUGUUUUUGUUUCGAAUCAAUAAUAACAACAAAACAUUAUUAUAUUUUUUUUAUAUCAACAUUUUUUUAUUUUUAUUUGAAAAACAAAUUCGUAUGCCAAAUUGGUCAAGACAAAAAAUAUAACAAGAAUAAAUGAAGAAUUUGAUUCUUUGUAAUGCGCAAGAUAUCACAUCAUCGCCAUCAACAACAUCAACAUUGGUACCAUCAUUAACAACGAUAGCUGCACCAACGGUAACCGGUACAAUAGCAACAAUAACAACAAACGGAACAUCCAAUCUGAAUUUAAUCAGUAUAAACGAUAAUAAUAAUAAUCCAACAAUUAUAACGACACCAACCAUAACGGUUGCAGCACCAACAACAGUGGCGGCCAAUACUGUACCAACAAUAUUAUCUAAACAACCAUUAGGUACAAAGAAAAGAAGACUAAUGAAGAAUAAACAGCAGCAACAACAACAACAACAGCAGCAGCAACAACAACUACAACAAGAAACAUUAAAUCAUUCGGAUGGUGGUGGUACCGGUGUUAAUACAUCCGGUGACAUUGAUGAUCUCAGUGAUGGUUCUUCAUCAGUUGAAAGUGACAAUUUUGAUGAUAGUGAUCUAUUAUCUAGUACAGCACAUGAUGAAGUAACAGCCCAAUUGGCAGCUGCUGGUCCGGUUGGUAUAGCUGCAGCUGCUGCAAUUGCAACAGCAAAAAAACGUAAACGACCACAUACAUUCGAAACGAAUCCUUCCAUCAGAAAAAGGCAACAGACUAGAUUAUUGAGAAAAUUAAAACAAACAAUUGAUGAAUAUACAACCCGUGUUGGUCAACAAGCAGUCGUUUUAAUAGUCACACCUGGAAAACCUCAAAAUAAUUUCAAAUGUUUCGGUGCACGUCCAUUGGAAAGUGUGAUUCGGCAAUGUCGUUCGAUGGUAAUGCAAGAAUUAGAGACAGCAUUAGCUCAACAUGCACCACCACAAGUCAAAGAAGAUCCAUCAUUACAUGAAUUGCCUCCUCUAGUCGUUGAUGGUAUUCCCACUCCAGUAGAAAAAAUGACUCAAGCCCAAUUGAGAGCUUUCAUACCUUUGAUGUUGAAAUAUUCCACGGGCCGAGGUAAACCUGGUUGGGGAAAAGAUUCUACGCGGCCACCUUGGUGGCCACAAGAUCUCCCUUGGGCUAAUGUUCGUUCAGAUGCCAGGAAUGAUGAGGAAAAACAAAAAGUUUCAUGGACACACGCUCUAAGACAAAUUGUCAUUAAUUGUUACAAAUAUCAUGGCCGUGAAGAUCUAUUGCCAGCAUUCAGUGAAGAUGAUGAAAAGAAUUCAGCUGCCGGACCUAGUUCACAAAAUAAAGAGAAGGUGAAGACUCGUAAUACAACAACAUCAACGGUGACCACAACAUCGACACAACAGCAUCAUAGUAGCAUAAAUAUGGCUAAUAUCGCAACUGCUAAUACAAACAUCACAACAGUACCGAUCACUGCAGAUUCAGCCAGUUUAGCUUCACAGGGCAUAAACACAAUAUAUGCACAGCCAAUCGCAACCCAUUACACACCAGUGGUUCAAACGAUAAAUAAUCCAGAUGGAACUGUUUCUAUCAUACAAAUGGAUCCAUCUGCAGUAGUUGCCAUUUCCGAUGGUAAUGGUGGCGUUCGAACACUUGGUCCGCUUAGGUUUAAUACAACUGGAACGGAUGCCAAUCAAGGUGUGCAAGCAUUGGCUGAAAUUGCUACUGGCCAAGAUCAUGAACGUGUUACCCAAUUAGGUACUGUUGAAUUGGGUGGUGAAGGUGCCACACAAGCCGUAUCGUUGGCCGAAGCAACCAUUAGUCCAGAUGGUCAAAUUAUUUUAACUGGUGAAGAUGGCACACAAAGCACUUUUCCAAUGUCUGGAAUGGUGACGAUACCGGUAUCAAUGUAUCAAACAGUGGUAACCAAUCUAAAUCUACAAGGCGAUAACAGUAUACCAAUUGCAAUGUCAGCAAUAACUGGAACAAAUCAAUUAGAAGCUGGAAAUGAUGAAAAUGAUGAAGAUGUUAAAGCUGUUUUAAAUGGCCAAAAUGCAAUCCGUAUCACUACAGCGACUAAUGAAGAGAAUGGUUAAAUUGGAAAGAUAUAUCCUAAAAUAAUGAAAAAAUCGUUCAAAUUCAUCCAAUAUUCAAACAGAGAAGAAAAAACAUACAAAUAGGCAAACCUCUAAUUCAUCAUCAUCAUCAUCAUCCUAUAGCUUGAUAUAUAUUCA